Molecule: messenger RNA, 4002 nt
Organism: Brassica napus (rape)
Lineage: Eukaryota; Viridiplantae; Streptophyta; Magnoliopsida; Brassicales; Brassicaceae
Product: WUSCHEL-related homeobox 7-like
Exons: 2
Coding region: 2346-2924 (192 amino acids)
Biological process (GO): plant organ development
Molecular function (GO): DNA-binding transcription factor activity; DNA binding
Source: RefSeq, a predicted model, not a curated record
UUUCCGUUAAUUAUCUCAAAAUAAAACAUAAUAAGUUGUUUUUAUUAAACAAUAAAAAUUACAUUCGAUAUAAAAUAAUAAUCGGUUUACACUAAACCAAAUUUUGUAAAAAUUAAACCUAAUCUUAAUUAGACCUAAUUCAAGACCUAAUCUUCUUGGGCCUGCCUCCUCACCAGCUUCUCCGUCUCCUCUUCGCCGCAAGCCCCAUGACCACCACCUCUUAUCUCUUCUCCAUCACCUCGUAGCCGCAAACCCAAUGACCACCACUGCGUAGAUGUUCCCCCCCCCCUUGCUUCUCGGAAUCCGGUCAACCUGACGGAGCAGACAUGAUUCGGUGAAAACUAACAGUCUCCGUGCGUCGGGUGGGCCUUGAGCGAUGGUUCCCUACGAAAGAUCCAGCGUCUUGGUGUCUCGUCGGUCGAUGGUGGUUGCCUCCGUUCGAGGACGAUGGGGUUCUAGGGUUUGUCUCUGACGGCGUUGAUUCUUCUCAUGAACCGGAGCUGUGGAAGGCGUGUUCUUCCUCAAACUUUGAGCGGCGACUCUGCAAAGCGAGAUACAGAGGUUAGGGUUUCGGGAACCGACGUGCUUUCGAUUUCCGGUGAUUUGAGGCCGCGGAACUAUCCGGUGGUGGCGAAAUCUCUGAGGAUUCUCUUGACAGAGCUUGGCUGGUCUUGGACGCCCCGGUUCGGUGAAGUCACGAAUGUGAUUUGCAGGUGACUGGUGGUGGUGAGAGAAGACGGUGGCGAAUGGGAGAGAUGGUGGACAUUACGCCAUGGAUGAACGCGAUGUGCAGAGAGAGAAGAAAGAUGUAUUUUGUUUUGUUUAGAUGAAGUGAGAUUGUGAUCAAAAAAAAAAAAAAGAUGAAGUGAGAUAGAGAGAAAAGCGUACAUAGUAAGAUAGAUGAGAAAUAAUACAUUGAUUCUUAGCCAUUGAUUUAUGUAAUCCAGUGGCCAAAAAUAGUGAUCCGUGAUUUCAAAGAAUCAACCAAUAAGAAAGGAGCACCAAGAUAAUGAGUUUUGGCCUUUAGAUCAUAAACUAAUCAAUGGCCCAAGAAAAACAACACAACCUUUAUUUUAUCUAUAGUUGUUUUAGAAAUUGUUUGAACUUAAAAAAUUAGAUAACAUAUUUAACAUUUCAAAUAUAAACUUGCGGAUUUGAAUUUUGUGGUUAUAUUGAAGAGGAAAACUGAUUUGUUAGUUUUGUGUUUAUGAUAAAACAAAUAGAAUUUGAAUUUUAAGGUUUUAAGGUUUUAAGUGUAUUGGGUUUGUUUAGGGUUUAAGAGUUUAAGGUUUGAGUUGAAUUCUGUGAAUACACAUAUAAUAAAUGUAUUUUGGUUUUAACGUGUAUGUUUUUAGGAUUGAAAAUUUAAAACUAUUAGAUAUGAAGUUUACGAUUUUAGAUUUAAAGAUCAUGUAUGAUAUAGAGUUUGGAUUUAGUGUAUAUAGGGUUUGGUGUUUAAUUUGAAAAUGUUUAAGUUUAUAAUUUUAUAUUUAAGAUUUGAAGUUUAAGUUAUAAAACAUUAUAAAGACUAUUAGUGUAUUAGAAUUUAAGAUUUGUUUUUAGAGUUUAGGGAUUUAAAAAGGUAAACAUAGCGUUUUUAAUUAUGUGCUAUUAAAAAUAUGCUAUCAUAACGUUUUAAAAUAUACAAACGCUAUCUAAAAUUAUGAGGUAUGUCAACCAUAGCAGAAAGGUAAAAAACGCUAUCCUCUACUGCUAUCAAAACCCUUUUUUCUUGUAGUGAAUUCAUCAGCUUUUCAGUAUAUUGAUCACUAAUAUUAUAAAAAAUAUUAGAUUGAUUUUUGCGGCUAAUUUUAGACGAUCGGACUACAAUAACUGAUCACACGCUAGUAUAUUAAGAAACUUUAUUCAACCACUGGACAUGUCUACAAGAAAGUAAUCAACAACCAAACCGGUAUAAUUACGUAUAUGCAUAUGCAUACGUAGCACAGAACCCUAGCUAAGUAUGAUGAAGAAAACGAUUAAAUCUCAGAAAAACCACUCUCUUCCAAAUCCCAAAAAGGGCAUGCAUUUCGUAAUAAACAACGCACUGAUUCUGUUUUAUUUCUUCUACCUCUAUCCUACACAACACUAAUUAAACGACACAAAACUCAAAACACAGACACAAUUAUUUAAUUAUUCUCUCCUUGAUAUUCCUUUAUGAUUAUCAUAAUAACCAAAAAUAAAUAUUCUACAAAAAUAAAAAAGAAACACCUUCUAAUCAUGUCUAUAUAUUCAAACCCUCGUACAUCCACAUCACUAAGUCCAUCUUAAAACACCUAAUCACAUUACUAAAAACAUAUUCAAACCAAACACUAAGAACUCUUUUCUUGGAGCUACUAGAUCUAAUGUCGUCAGGAGAAUUCUCCAUUAAAGCUAGAGGGUUAGGUAAUAACAACAACGGAGGUGGAGGAACAGGGACAAAGUGUGGAAGAUGGAAUCCAACGGUGGAGCAAGUUAAGCUUCUGACGGAUCUGUUCAAGGCGGGGCUACGAACACCGAGCACCGAUCAGAUUCAGAAGAUCUCUAUGGAACUGAGUUUCUACGGUAAGAUCGAAAGCAAGAACGUGUUCUAUUGGUUCCAAAACCAUAAAGCUAGGGAAAGACAAAAGCGCCGUAAAAUCUCCACCGUCGACUUUGAUCAUCGUCAAGACACAAACCUCUCUAUUCCUCAUCGAGACAACAUACGUCAUCAUCAACAACCACCUAAAGAUACUUUUGAAGCGUGUGAAAAAGAGGAGAAGGUGAUAGAGACGUUGCAACUCUUCCCGUUAUCGAACGUGGAAAGAGCGAGAGAAAAUACUACUGCUGCGAGACACAACGAAUACAUACGAGAGCAGGUCAAUACGACGGUGUUUUCCACAUACUCAUCGUGUGGAGCUGAGAUGGAACAUCCGCCGUUGGAUCUUCGUUUGAGCUUUUUAUGAAUGGGUUUUAUAUCAACGGUUCUUGAGGAUGCGAAGAAAUGAAGACAUGACACCCAAUAUGCGGAGUUAUAAUGUUAAGAACCCGAUCAGGCGAUGUGGUAGAAUUAGCAUCACUGUCAUAAUGAAUAAAAUAUCAAAAUUAUAGGGAAGUUAAUGGAGGUUGGUGUGUAGGACUUUAAGAGCAUGUAGUUAGAUUACGUACGAGCCCUAACUACCAUGCGAUUGGGAUGAGGAAACUUGUACUUGUAACAACAUAAACCCUAAUUAUAGUCGUAGUUUGAGUUCAUCCAUUAAUUAUUGUUGUUUUAAAAUUAAUUAUUGUUGUUUGUUGUUACAUGAUUUUUCUUGAUCUAUUACACAUCGCUCAUUGCCAUGUUCAGUGGUCUUCCCUUAAUGAGUCUUUUAAUUAGGUUGGGGUACGCUUUCAGACUAAUCUACUUUGUAUCAAUAAAUGUGUUCUUUCCGGAACCGAUCAAAUCAGCCAAUAUAGCACAUUAAAAAAAAACAUCAGCCAAACGAUUGUACUGUUUGUUAUAUUUUUCAGGAUUUGUUAAUUGCAUUCAACAUCAGUAUCUGCUGUCUUUCCUGGUGUAAUUGAAGAGAAGAUGUAGACAAAACUUACUAAAUUCAAUUCAAACCCUGCGAAGGAACUCAGAAAUCACUUCCCCUUCAUUGAAAACAACAUAAAAAGGAGUGUUCUAAGGCCAAUAGACAGAAAGUGAAUGUAGCAUAUCUACUGUUCACUAUCAACCAUAGGCGUUCCUCGAGCAAGGCUCGAUGGAAUUGAGGUUCGCUGUAAUUGACAUGUCUUAUGUUGGACUUUUCAACUUACCUAGCGGAAGAAAAGGGGUUCCUCCUAACUCUUUUCGACGAGUCCGAGUAUUCAUAUUCUAAUUAACCGGCUACCUUCGCUCGGAGCAGCAUUUCCAAUCCUUUUAUACGAUCCGAUCUUGGUAUGCCUUUUCCGUGGUUUCGGCUUAUUUUGUUGAGGUGAUAAAGAUAAGAUAAUUACUAGUUGCCAACCGAUCUUAUCACAUGCAAAUAAGGUAUGCAAGAGAGAAUGCUAUAACAUAUGGUU